Molecule: messenger RNA, 372 nt
Organism: Vicia villosa (hairy vetch)
Lineage: Eukaryota; Viridiplantae; Streptophyta; Magnoliopsida; Fabales; Fabaceae
Product: L-ascorbate peroxidase, cytosolic-like
Exons: 3
Coding region: 1-312 (103 amino acids)
Biological process (GO): hydrogen peroxide catabolic process; cellular response to oxidative stress; response to reactive oxygen species
Molecular function (GO): heme binding; peroxidase activity
Source: RefSeq, a predicted model, not a curated record
AUGUAUCCUUUAUCUUUCUUUUUUACUUUAUUCUUAAAGCUAUUGGAAGCUAAUAUCAGUCCUUUUGUUUUGUUUUUAUAUCAGGACAAGCCCGAGCCACCUCCAGAGGGUCGCUUGCCUGAUGCCACCAAGGGUUCUGACCAUUUGAGGGAUGUGUUUGGAAAAGCUAUGGGGCUUAGUGAUCAGGACAUUGUUGCUCUAUCUGGUGGUCACACCAUUGGAGCUGCACACAAGGAGCGUUCUGGAUUUGAGGGACCAUGGACUUCUAAUCCUCUCAUUUUUGACAACUCAUACUUCACGCAAGUCUUUUGAAACUCUUUCUUUCAACUUCGUCCCCUUUUAUCCAGUUUUAAAUUAUCUCUAUUGACAAUA